GUUUUUCUCGUGUCGUGACCCUAAAGAGAAAAGAGGAGUGGUUAAAGUUUGUCGAGGAGAGUUCACUGGAGUCACCGGGGUCUUGUUUUGACAGUUCUGAGAGCUGACAAAUGACAGACGCAGCUGUGGGCGCAGAGAAAUAGGAGAACCGGGGGCAGACAGCGGAGGCUCAGCCCGACUCAGCCCGACAUGAGGCGCGGACAUCAGGCGGCGUGGACAGCUCUCAAGCCCCGGUGGUGACGGCUGCCUUCUGCGUAACUCGGGAUACUUUUUUAUAACUUUACACCGCUUGGAACAUUUAAUACGUGCAGGGAUUAAAAAUAAGUUACAUCUUUUUGAAUUAAAAAAGGAAAACAUUUUAUUUAUUUAGCUAACAACGCACCGCGAACUGAAUGACCUCGAAUGACAAUUAUGUCUCAAGUGGAAAUAGCCGUUUACUGCUUUAUCUCGUUAUUUUCCCGUCUUUUUUCACGUUUUUGCACGUUUUAGCACUUUUAUCUGUCCAAAUCUGGGAGAAUAUCUGAUUUAUCGUCGCUGGGAAGUUUUUUUAAACCCUAAAAACAAUCACCAUGUCCCCGCUGCAGUUGGCUGUUUACUGGCGCUUAUCGCUCGUUUUCGUUUUCUCGGCGUUUCUCUUCUUUUUGGACAUUUUAACGGCUGCGGCGGUGGUGGACACGUGUAGCCAUGACAACCGCACCGAAGCAGCCGCGAGGGCAGCUUUCAACCAAUCAGAGCCCGCGGAAUUAUCGGAGCCCAUCGCUGAUUGGACGGUUUUCACGUGGAGCCAAGAGUCCGUGUGCAGAUGGAGGGGGUGGCUGUGUUAUGGUCAGACUCUCUUCAUGGUCGGGCUGCUCCUCGGCUCUCUGGUGGGAGGAGCCAUUUCAGACAGGUUCGGUAAGCGUCCGGUGCUCUUGGCGUGCGUCUUCGUCCACUCUUUCUGCGGCCUGGUCCCCGCUCUGGUCUCUCAGCCGCUCGUCUUCCUCGUUGUUCGAUGUCUCACUGGACUCUGCUCCUGCAUCAUCAACAACUGCGCCUUCAGCCUGGCGGUGGAGUGGACCCUGCCCCCCUUUCGUCUCUGGCCGCCCGUCCUCCCGUUCUGCUUUAGUCUGGGGACGAUGGGCGGAGCCGUUUUGGCCUGGAUCACCCCCACCUGGACCUGGCUGCACCUGACGCUGUCCCUGCCGCAGAUCGCCUGUCUCCCGCUCUUCUAUUGGAUCCCGGAGUCUCCGCGUUGGCUGCUGCUGAAGAAGAGGAUGGACGUUUUGGAGCGUUACCGCGGCAACAGCAAAAAGGACAAACACUGUCUCGACCAACUGCUGGACUCCGCGUACUCUGAGCUGCAGAAAGCCGCUGAGGCCAAAAUAGAGACCGACUCCGCCCACUGUGACACCAUCCACCUGCGCCACCCCACCGUCCUCAAACGCCUCUUCAUCAUGAGCUACAUCAGCGUGGCCUCGGCGCUGACGUACUACGGCAUCUGUCUGAACAUCGGAUCGUUUGGCGUCGGCGUCUACUCCGCCCAGUUUUUCUCGGGCCUGUCGGAAGCGCCCUGCCUCCUCGUCCCUCUGAUCAGCCUGGGACGCCGACCGAUCACGAUCCUCGCGCUGUUCCUGAGCGGCGCCGCCUGCUUCCUGUCGCUGCUCAUGUCGAAGUACAACUGUGAGGCCGUGCUGGUCAUGUCCUCUGCUCUUCUGGGGAAGCUCUGUAUCUUAAUGGCCACGCUCAUCUCCAACCUGUACAGCAUCGAGCUCUUCCCCACCAUCGUCAGGCAGCGCUGUGUGUCUCUGGUGAACCUCUGCUUUCGACUCGGAUGCCUCGCCAACACCUUAGUCCCGCCCAGUUCAGACGGAGCGAUCUCAUUGGCUGCGAUGUUGGUGUACAGCAGCGGACCAAUCGUGGGCUGCGGUUUGUGCCUGUUGCUCCCGGAAACGAGCGGACUGCCACUUCCCGAUUCUGUUUACGACUGUCAACAACAAAAUAAACAAACAAGAAAUGGGACCGACAGCAGCAACAACGCCCUCUGCUGGAGACGGUCGUGUGUAAACUCCCACAGCUCGCAGACAGAGACACCAACCAAAGAACCUCUGGGACUCCUGCUCUGAGCUCCCACAACGCACCAGGAGAAUAUUGGGCAACUUCCGAAGGUUUUUGGUUCAUCUUGGACUCAACCCUGGAAAACACUGGCCCAGUUACAAAAGCCGUUAAAGGAGAAUUUCAGUUAGAGCCACAUAAAGAUUGGACUCCACAUUUCUCCAAAACACACUUAAGAUCAUUAUAUUCAAGAUUUUACUAAACAUUUUACACUUUCUUUGGAUUUUCAUGACGUAGAGUAAGACAAAACCCAUAUAAUGUACACGAAAACAUCUUUUAUUUUGUUGAAAUCAUGUUUAAAGCAUCACACUACACACACUACACAUGGCAGCCAAUUCACAACUGGAAUUCCUUUUCUCUCUUUUUCUUCAGUUUUUUGUUUUGUUUUUUUUUCUCCCCUUUUCACUCUCCCAUUAAAAAAAUUAUAAUAAUAAAAAUUAAAAAAAUUGUCCCUAUACUUAAACCAAUAUUAUUUUCACCAUCAUCAUUUCCUUUCAUAAUUUUUUGUCAUUUAUUACAAACUCAAAUCAUAAUUUUAAAGGCCUGACAUGUCCAUAGAAACAAGCAGGUGACAGACCCAUAACCAGAAAGUUACACAAUGCAGCUUUAAGAUUAGUCCUAUGAAUGUAUAAAUUGUUUAGUAUUUUUAGCGCGUGGUAUUGGAGCAGAAUCUCAUUCCCUGAUGCUUUUCAUAAGAAAUUUUCAAAACGUCCACAAAAAAUCCACAAAAGUUUUCUCUGAUAAUUUCUAUAAGUGACCACAACAUCUGGAAGGGCAUCUGACACACAGCAACAUCUGCAGAAUAACUAGAGACAUUUGACAUUUAUUUGUUUUGUAUAAUUUUUUUGUAGCUUUUUCUAUUGUGCUCCUCAAAAGUAAAAUAUUACACUACGUUCUUUAAACUGAAAAUGGGGAAAUAUUUUGACUUUUUAAAUGUCUUUUAGCAAAUAAAAUAAAUAUUUGUUUGAUAA
Molecule: messenger RNA, 3062 nt
Organism: Boleophthalmus pectinirostris (great blue-spotted mudskipper)
Lineage: Eukaryota; Metazoa; Chordata; Actinopteri; Gobiiformes; Gobiidae
Product: solute carrier family 22 member 6
Biological process (GO): transmembrane transport
Molecular function (GO): transmembrane transporter activity
Source: RefSeq, a predicted model, not a curated record